Bombus impatiens (common eastern bumble bee) is the source of this 3445-nucleotide messenger RNA. RefSeq lists its product as uncharacterized. The coding region runs from base 695 to 2776 and encodes 693 amino acids. Lineage: Eukaryota; Metazoa; Arthropoda; Insecta; Hymenoptera; Apidae. The record is from RefSeq and is a predicted model, not a curated record. The transcript is spliced from 5 exons.
AUCCAAUUAUUUUUAAUUCUACGAAAAAGAACAAAGACGCCAAGACGGCAAAAAGAUUUAGCUUUUCUCAAGUAUUUCAAAAUGAAUGGGUAGGACGUUUUGUCCAACGACCAGCCAAGGCAGCAAAGAUAUCAAUUAAACGCAAACGUCUCUAAACCUUCUCCCCCUCCCCCCUCCCCAAAAGAACUUCUAAACUCUCAAAAUCGAGUAUUUCUCUGAAACAAAAUAAAACAAAUAAUUGAAAAAGCGCAACCAUCGCUAUCGUCGGGGUGUUGAGCGUCUCGCGUUACGCCACUGAUCGAGAAUCAGAGGGCAAUGCAUGUCGAGUUAGCGUACGCGAGCGAGUUCGACCACCCUAACAUUCCUCCCUAACACAGUGUGGCUGUGAUUAAAGUAUAGGUGUGGUAGUGUCGGGCGUCGUUCGAAUUAAACGGAGCAAUACAUCGUUCAACCACCCCUUCACUGGCAAGCGGGUGGAAACGACAACGUGUUAGUGACUCUGUGGGUGUACACGGGCACCGAUUGCUGGUGGUAGGCAGGUAACACGAAGGUAAAUCGGUGAAAUGGCAGUGGUGGUGAACGAUCGUGUCAGAGGGCAAUGGAUGAAGUUAGUCAGUCGGCGUUUGCUCGCGCCGCCACCACGAUGGAAGUUCAUCCAUCGCGCUUACGUUUCGAUCUUUCGUAUGAAUCGUAAAUGGGUCGAAAUGUAGCCUCAGAGGCGAUUGCCAGCAUCGGAAUGUCAGGAUCCGAAAAACCGAUCAGACCGAUCAGACAAUUGUCCUUGCAACCACCUGCGCUUCGUCGUCAACAAAUUAGACGACAAAGAUCCGCGGAGGAUGACAAAUCGUUGGAAAUCUGCGCGAGUCCCUUCGCACGUGGCAAGCGUGGAACGAGCGGUAAAUCCGGCUCUGAGAGACCUAAGGUUCGCGUUGCCUGGAAGGAAAACCGCCAAAAGAAUGACGAAGAACUUGGGCAAGUUGAAGUGGUGGCUCGUCAAAUUCCUGGACGAUCCAAAUCGACCACCCGAAGGUCAAGGGAUUUCGCGGGAAUGGACAAACCAACGAUCCUUUAUUCGAGAUUAGAACUGGCCGAGAGGCUGAGGCUUGCUUGGAAAAAUCGCGAGAAGAAUAAAGCCAACAUUAACAUUUUUCUUGCCCGUGAAACCGUGGAUGAAAGAUGCGAGUCUGAAAUGUCCAAUCAUACUACGACCACUGUCCCAUCAUCUCCUAUACGAGAAAACAACGAGGCUAAAAUCGAAAUACCUCUUAACGACUUUAAAAUGCUGGACGAGAAAGAAGAAAAAGAAGAGGAGGAGCUUAUUACUAACAAAUUAACGAGACUUUUAUCAGAGAACAACGAUACGAUUACUUCGAGGAAAAGCGACAGAGAAUUGUCGCUUCUGUCUCUACAAUCCUCCACUGAAACGAAGCAGGUUCUACAAGAAAGCAAGGUCUCUGUAAAUAUGAAGAAUAUGGAACGAGAAGAGGCUGACGUAGAAAAGGAACAAUUGAACGAGGAAACAUCGAGGGACUCGAACAUCGACGAUACCAAUACGAAGAGAAAGUCGUCGGCAAGCAUCGACUGUUCGCAUUAUCGCGUUGCAAACACAACGUUGCCGUCGAUCAAAAUCGAAAACUCGACCCUGGCAGUUACGAAAGCGUCGAAGGAGGAUUUUUCAUCGGCGAAACAAAAGCGUGCGAGCUUUCAUAGCGGUACCAACCGAGCCUUCCUCGACCCAAUUAGAUCGUCAACGGAGUUCAGAUGGAAUUCUAUGUCGGAUAAAAACGUACCGCACAAAUCGUCGAUCGAUGAUCGUACCGCUACGGAGAAAGAUACUUCAGCCGGAGCGAUCGUACAGAGCAAAGAGAACGUUACGAACAAAAGGGGCGCGUCGGAGGAAAACCUGAUCGAGUUUCGCUGUGAUUUGGUCAGCGAGAAGAACGUAACGCCAAAGAUGGCUGCAAAUAGUAAAUUGAUUCGCGUAAGUGAGAAAAACGCGCGGGUUAAAGCGACGAUCGAAAGCAGAGACGCUUCGGUAGACGAUAAGACAACGACGAUCCAGAGAACAAACGAGGCGGAUCGAUUUAAUUUGAUUAAAAAGACUCCAUCGACUAGCACCGUAACCGAGGACAAAGAUAGUUCUACGAUCGACAAAGCUACGUUUUCGAGAAAUUCGUCGGAAGUGAGAUGCAGCUCGGUGAACGAGAGGAAUCCACCUUCGAGGAAGACGAUGGAAAGCCAGAAGAUCGAUGGAAAAUCGAGAAGGACCUGUUCUGCGCCUCCGCAGCGACGUUUCGAAUCAACUUCGGGGAAUAAUCGCGUUCAGAUUAACAUAGUGAUUGAUUCAUCGGGGAAGAACAAGAAUCAGGGCGAGCAAGAUAUGGAGUGUAAAGAUAACGCGAUAGAAAAAAUAGAUACGACUUUGACGAAGAUAUCGUCAAAUCGAGCGGUGAGAUCGGCGCCAUCGAAGAGGCGAUCCAGAAGCGCGAAAAGACGAUUCUGGGGAGGAAGCAACUCGAAACACGAAGAAGAUGGAAAAUCACGGAAUAAAUCGGCUGGCCGUGUAAGGAAUUCGAUCGACUCCAGAACGAUGGACAUCGUUACAAUGGUAUCCCUUGUUAGCUCUGCAGACAGCGAUAGCGAUACCGAGAAUUCACCCAGAGACGAUAAGUUGAUCGACGAGCUACGCAGCAAACUACCUACUACAUCAAUUAUUAAAACUUCGAUUAAUUCGGCUUUGAGUAGCACAGGCAAAUCUAUCAAAUCAGGUAGAUAGCGAACAUUGAACGCUUUUUAGUUAAAAAAAAAAAAAAUGGUUUGCUCGAAAUUAAUUGAUCACUCGAGGCUACUUGUCUCGCUGUGGACAAUUUCAUAAGUUGAGUUUAUCUUCUAGUUCAGAAUUUUAUUUCUUCGGUAGCUGCUUUGCCGUAGAUCACUCGUAGACUUUGUAGAAAUGCACACACGCAUAUAUAAGAAGCCUGUCUUAUCUUUUAACGGAUCUUUUUAAUUUUAAAAUCAUCUCUUCCAGUUUUUAGAUAGUUAGAGCUUUGCAUUUUAAUUUACUGACAAAUGUUAUCUUCCUUAUGGUAGAAGAUUUACGACAAGAGUGUAUCAAGAUAUCUUUGAUCCUAAUAUCAUUGGCAACAAAAUAUCUUUGAUUUCAAUGUCAUCGCUGGAUUAUAAAUUUUUAAUGGAUUUAUGGGAAAUUUAAAAUUGUAAAAAUACAUAGAAUGCGCGUAGCACGCGAAAAUAUACAAAGUAGAGGUUUACAAUGCUUGGUAUACGAAAGAAAUUUCUGCUUGUAAAUUCGCAAUCCAGUUAUCAGUAACGAUAUCAAAAGAUCUUGUAGAAAGACGAAAAAGACAUUUUCUUUUGUCACUUCGUUAUUCCGCAACAUUUUAUACAUAACUCGUAUAUCAUAUAUAUAUAUAUAUAGAAUAUAAUA